CUCCAAAUUGAGAAGAGGCAAGUUUUUUAGACAGCAGCAGGAGCUCCCCGUGUUCUGCAGUAUUUUUGUAAUUAACUUGCCAUUUAAUCGGCUCGUAGAUAAUUAAACUUAGUGAUACGAUUAGUUAAACAUCAAACGCGUGAAAUGUGAUCGGUUGUCGGAGCGUCAACUAACAACAAAAUUACCAAUUUCAGUAUUUUAGUUUGUGGUUUUCCUAAUUUUUUUUUCUCUCUCUUCGUAACCAUUUGAACAUUUUCUGCUUGGUUUUUCGAUUAUUUGGAUGUGACUUCAAAGUGAUUAACUUGAUUCGAAAAUCAUUGAUUGUGAACAACGUUUCAGUGCGGAAUACAGUACGGUUCCAGUGAUCGAUACAUUUUCCAAUUGGUGUGAAAAAAAUAGAAAAAAAAAUUACAAAGCAAAAAUCAACAAGAAAAAGCAGACAUCUUGGUAAUGUAUCGAAUAGAAAAAGCAAUGUGUGCAUUGCAAACAGUGCUUUCAAAACUGUUGUGUUUUGACUGAGAGAUAUGGUCAUCUCCAAACGUAUCGAUUUAUUUCUGUGGUGUUUGUGUUUUCCUUGACGAAUGACGAUAAUCGAAACACAUAAGCAACGACUCACUUCCAUACCCAUCGACUAAAGUUAACUGUACACAUUCGAAAUGGCAUUACCCCACCAAAUGGAAUUGAAACUGAAUUCUCCAGCCGGAGUUGACGUUGAGCCAAUGCGUUACAAAUGGCCACUACAGAGUGGUAGCGGUUCCGAUCUGCAUGACAGUGGCGUGGACAUAAUUGAUACCAUUCGAUGGGUAUGCGAGGAUGUUCCCGAAAUAAAAGCCGCCUUAGACAGUUUCCAAAUGAACGACGUUGACACAGAAUGUUACGAGGCUAUGUACAAACUGUGUGAUCUAUACAACAAGGCUAUCGACAGUGUUACGAAUUUGGAACGUGGAACGUCUCUAUCCGAACAUCGUUUGAAUAAAUUCGCAUCACGGGGCCUUUUGCGACACAUUCUGCAAUUAGUUUACAAUGCUGCCGUUGUGGAGCCCGAAAAAUUGAACCAAUACGAACCGUUUUCAGCCGAGGUGUACGGAGAAACAUCGUACGACUUGGUGUGCCAAAUGAUCGAUCAAAUAGAAAUUUCAUCGGACGAUGUGUUCAUCGAUCUGGGAUCGGGUGUUGGUCAAGUAGUUCUGCAGAUGGCUGCUACUAAACCGACGAAAGUAUGUUGGGGCAUCGAACGGGCUGACGUACCAUCACGAUAUGCAGUUGGAAUGGAUGACAAUUUCAAGACGUGGAUGCGAUGGUUCGGAAAGAAAUUCGGUGAAUAUCAACUGAUCAAAGGUGACUUCUUGGCCGAUGAGCAUCGCGAGAAAAUCAACACUGCCACAAUUGUGUUCGUAAAUAAUUUCGCUUUCGGGCCAACUGUCGAUCAUCAGCUGAAGGAACGAUUUGCUGAUUUGAGAGACGGCGCGAAAAUUGUUUCGUCCAAAAGUUUUUGUCCGUUAAACUUCCGCAUUACCGACCGAAAUCUGAGCGAUAUUGGAACCAUUAUGCAUGUGAGUGAACUGUCACCGCUGGAAGGAUCGGUGUCGUGGACGGGGAAACCGGUUUCCUAUUAUCUGCACAUUAUUGAUCGCACAAAGCUGGAACGAUAUUUUCAAAAACUUAAAAGUCAAAAGGGUAGCGAAACUGAUCUCACAACAAUCGUUACCAAUACUCGGUCGGGUCGUCGCAAUAUAACGAAAGAUGAGUCAAGUGAAUCGGACAUGGAGGGCAACGGUAAUUCAAAUUCGAAUGGACCUACAACGAGGAAAGCUUGGUCAGAUUGGUGCAGCUAUAAAGAUCAAAGUUUGUCCGACGAGGAAGAGAACAAUAAUACGAGUCAGUCGCUGCGAAACAAUCGUCGUGCUGGACAGAAACGAAAGAAACUGACGAGAAAAGCUGCAGCUCGUGCAAAUCAAGCGCAGUUAAUGCAGACAACGGCACAACGUAAGAAAGCAGCACCGGCUGCUGGUGGAGUAGCCAAAGCUGGAAACAAGAAAGGUGGAAGAAAGAAAAAUUUGAAAAUUGUUGGUCUGGACUUGCUGCACAGUCAUACGCUAAAUAGUACGAGCACAGAAGCCAUCGGAAGAAAAUUACCGCCAGCUCCGGGUUGCGUUGAUCAACAAUUGACUUCACUAACCGGCGGAAUGCAUCAUGUUGAAUUAGAUAUUCCCGCUGCACCUAGUGACACUCCAUACGCCCUGCAAAUACUGUUGGACAUGUAUCGAAGUCAAUUCAUGGAGGCUCUGGAACGAAUGAAAAGCCACUCGUACAAGGAAAAUGUUACCAAGGAAAUUGCGACAGAAGAAGAACGGCACAAGAGUUUAUUGAAUAGAGCUAGUCAGCUGGAGAAGCAAAUCAAAGUACUCAUUGACGACAGUGUGGCGUUACUGAAAGCCCGAAUGAACGAGCUUGGCAUUAGUAUGACGAGUCACAAUGAUCUUCUGGCCAAAGCCAAAGAAAUCGUCGGAAGGCACAAAGAAUUGCAAGUUCUUGCUGCCAAAUUGCAAGUGCAAGUCAAUCAACAAGAGCAGGAGCAACGAACACUGGUUCUGAAUCAGAUUUCGAUGCUGUCAAUGUUAAAGAAGGGUCAAGUGGACGAGAUGGAUUUAACGCCGCAAUCGUCACAAGAAUUGGUCCUGAAAGAGAUUGCCAAUACGUUGGCCCAUCGUAAGAAGUUGCAGGCACAAGUAUCGUCGCUGGAGAACGAUUUGAAUUUGAUGGACAAGUCGGCCGAAGAACGAAAACUGAAUGCAUCAACAACGAUCAGUAUUGUCAAUCCAGCACCACCUUCGCAAAACCAACAACAGCAUGCACAGUCACAACCGCAGCAACCACAGCAGCAGCAACAACAACACCUGCACCAAUCCAGCCAUUCAGUUUCAUCGUAUCCUGCAGGCUCCACUGCAACUUCCAAAUCAAAUUCUUCAGCAUCGACUAAGUCACAGCGUAAGAAUCGUGAACAUCGGUCACGUUCGCAGGAAUGGCCCGACGUUCCAGAUGUUGGUAAGAUCGAAGAAAACAAUCCGGAGAUUUUGGCUCAGAAGAUACUGGAGACAGGUCGUCAAAUUGAAGCCGGCAAACUUUUGGCGAACAGUGGAACCAAACACAAAGAUUCAACGGAAAGGAAGCAUAGUCUUUCUAGCGGUGAUGCUGUAUUAAUGCCUGCUCCAGCGAUUGUUAUGAAGACCCAUCAUCGAAUGUCAGCCCAAAAUGCACCAAUCAGUCAACCACCUGUUACAGUCACUGCCAAUAAGCAAUAUUUAAGUGCCCAUACACCUACUGCAGCUAAAUCUGCUCAGGAAUCGCCAAAAGUUGUGAACUUUGAGGAUCGAUUGAAGAGCAUAAUAACGUCUGCGUUGAACGAAGAUAGUGAACAACGCAAAGCACAAACUAAACCAACCAACACUGCCCAACAACAACAACAUCAUCCACAGCAGCAGCAACCACAACAACAAACACAAUCAGCCUACCAAAAACCUGCUUCUGCUCCUUCCAACUAUCAAAAUUAUACAAGUACGUCUCCCCAACCGCCCCAGAAUAAUAUGACAAUUGCCCAUAACACAUCGGCCACUAUUGCCGCACAUCAAUCGAACUUUUCCACACAACAGGCGCUAUACAAACAGCAAUCAACCAUGUCCGCAUACAACACUCAUAAAAUCUCUCCUGGCAGCAAUAAAUUCACCAAUCCGCAAUACACAAAGAGCCUCUCCAUUAGCGUCUCACCGAGUCUAUCAUCCGGUCCAUGUUCACAAAGCAAUCAGGUGCCACACAGUCCGUCUGGUGUUAUAUUCAAUCGAGAUCAGCAAGCGGAAAUGCUUCAGUACGGUCGAUCCAACGAAUUUUCCAAGACUGAAUUUAAGACACCCGAAGCGAUGCGGUAUGAACGUCACCAAAUGGAAGAACAAUUGCUGCGAAGUAGCAAUGAACGACAUUACUACGAGGGCACUUCCAGUCGCCAUCAUCAUCAUCAUUCGUCAAGCCGUCAUAGCUCAUCGUCGUCGUCGUCGUCGUCAACAGCAUCGUCAGGUGGAGCCCAGCCAGAUUAUACUCAAGUAUCCCCCGCAAAGAUGGCACUUCGUAGACAUUUAUCGCAGGAAAAGCUGGCCCAACAACUACCACCUGGCACAGUAAUGUCAACAUCCAAAACUAUUGGCGAUUUGGUAAAUGGCGAAAUCGAACGCACACUGGAAAUAUCCAAUCAGAGCAUCAUCAACGCAGCGAUAAACAUGAGUUCGGUCAUCGAUGUUCCGAAAGCAUCUGCUGCCGGAACUGUGAUAAAUGCUCAUGCUCAACGACCAGAACGGGUCAAUGUUCGCUUAGUCGAUGAAGCAGGCAACACUUCGUAUUCGGGACCAGCAAAGAACACACCAUACAGUCCAAUAUCACGACCGAACAGUCGCGAUUCGAAAUCUCCCGUUCAUUUGCACGGACAAAGCAAUUUAGCGACUCUGGCCCACGUUGCAUACAAUCACAAACAGUUGAGUCAACAAACGGUUCAACCAUCUUCCCGUUCAAUGCAACCACAAUUGGCCGCUCAUCAGCGACAAACAUCUCAUCAUCUCGUAUCGUCGCACACGACCGUGUACCAACAACCAUCGUCCAGUCAGCGAUCAUCGAAAAGUACUGCAAUGGCGUCCUCCACUGGAUCUCGCAGUGAGCAAACGGCACCGUACAUGCCACUACCGCGCGCUGAACUGAAACCUUACAUUGAAUCGUAUUUUGCCGAUCAGAAGUCAACGGCGGCCACAGCAAAAGUUCAGUCUAACGAUGACCAAAGGCCGCAGAGAAUUAAUGGUUCAGCUCCGCCACUUGAAGGUUUGGCUGCAUCGCUACAGGCUCGUGUGAUAGCCCAACUGAAAAUUGAACAGGAAAAUGAAGAGCGACAACGACGUCAUCCAGACAUCCCAACCAAUUCAAUUUCAACAAAUCGAAUGACAAUGAAUAUUCCACUUAAUUCAGUACAAAUCAAAACGGAAGCUGUCACACUGAAACGAACUUCACCCAUUAUCCAGCAUCAUCGACCGUCGAAAAUCGGUCAUUACGACGACACCGUUGCUGCAUCGGAUGCAGUGACAUCGGGCCAAUCGGUGGUGUCCGGCAUCGAACUGAUGAGCCCGGAAAUAAAUUCAAUGACGGCCGACGAACGGAGUUCACAUCAACGUCAUAGGAAUGAUGAUGACGAUAUCGGCGAUGACGAAUCUCAUUGGCAAGACCGUGUCUGUUCCGGCUUCGAUCGACUGGUUGCCUUCGCAUCCACCGAACUCACCAAAUCCCGUCGAUCGAUCGAAGAAGCAGCAGCCAGUCCCGAUUCGGGCAUCAAUCAAAGCGGCAGCGAUUGUCGUUUUCUGUCAUCAUCUUCAUCAUCAUCUCAACUGGAUGUUCCGUCGAAUUCGUUGCGAGGCACAAUGGUCCCACUGAUCAAAUCAUCGCCCGCCGAAGCUUUAGACAGUCCACCGCUAUCCGAAGCCGAAAUGCCGCGUACACCGAGUCCAUCGGCAAGUCCACCGAUGAUGUACGGUGGAAAAGCUGCGCUACCGCCACAGCAGCAUCAUUUAAGCGAAAAUCAUUUAAAAAUUCCAUUGAAAUAUCAACGUCAAUCGAAAUCGUCGUCGCAUCAGAAGCAUUACAAAAAGAAAUUUCGCGAACGCACAUGGGAAUAUGAUUGUGAUGAGAGUGUUGGCAGUGAUAUGGCCUAUGGUCAUGAAACCGAUCUUGCCACGCAUCAUAAAUCGAAAUUUCGGCCGAAAGGAAAAGAUUGGGAUUGGCGAUCGGAAAAUCAUCGUAAUCAUGACGCUGACCAAAUGUGCUAGAUUGGAACGUUUCGUUUUGUAUGAGCAGAAUUUUCUUCAUAAUCUUCUUGUUUAUUUGAACUUUUGAUUAUAUUUUUUAAGUUUUUUUCUUUUUCUUUUGUUUUCAAAUAUUUAUUGAAUGUUAGAGUUGUGUUAAACAAAUGUACACCAAUUUGAAAUUAGACUGAGGAUCGAAUCGUAAUGUAAACGCCGGUAGGAGCAUUAUUUUCAUUCUCGUUAAAAAUUAAGUCGAAACAACCGAAUCAAUUCCUAAAUUUGAAUUGAAUUGGUCUAGAUCGUCAGAUUUUUUUUAAAGGUGUAAAAGACUGAAUUUACGCUUGCGCAAUUUAAGUAAAUAAACAAAAACAAAAAAAUAUUACCGAGACGUUCGUAAUUAAAUUAAAAUCUAAAAAAAAAUAUUGUGACACACCGUACGUAAACGUAUAGGACCUGCAAAUAACUGCCAAAAUUUCAUUUUACGAAAAUUAAUUUUGAGAAAACAGACUUCGGAAAAUUUGAAUGGAUGGCCGGGCUUCGAAUGAAUGCAGGAUGAGACUCAUCUCUUCUAAUAUUACAAUGAUUGUUCACACAUAAGCAAAGCUAACUAUCAGAACAGGUUAACAGUAGCCUAAGAUAAGUUUGAUAUAAGCCGGAGAUCAGGUUGACAUUAUACUAUGACCAUAAGUUGAUAUUAGCCUGAGUUCAGGUGAACAUUAGCCUGAGAUUGGGGUUACAUUAGUGACUAAUGAUUAGCCUGAGACCAUAGCUUGACAUUAACCUGAGAUCAGGUCUAUAGGUUUUUUUUAUAUUUUCUAUAGGUUUUAGGUUUAGAUAAGGAAAGGUCAACCUGUUCGUUGCAAGCCUUACCCAAAUUUUUUACAUGAACCUAAGAAAAUUAAACCCGAAACAUCGUUACACUCUGUCAUUGACGAACAGCUGACAACACUGCUUUCAGAUACUGAAGAGACUGUAGAAAUGCAUACGAAAAAUGGUUGUUAUAGGGAAAAGCAAUAAAAGCAACUUCCAACAUCGCUACAGUUAAGCGGCAACACAACGUCGUAACGGCAAUAAUAUCAUUAGAAUAGUUCUCGAAUGUGUUAUUUCGCGGAGAGAGUUGUAUUGAAUCUCCACCUAUCACAUUAGUACCUUACUGUCUUGUUGAGACAUUUUUGGUUGUUAUUUGUGCGAAGGUUGUAAUUCGAGCACACAUCCCUCACUCCCACACAUACAAAGCUGAAAUCGUAAUCCAAAUUUAAUUUAUUUUUGUCAUCGAUGUUGAUAACAGAUGAUAAAUCAAUUCUGUUCCAUGAUUCAAGUGACCCACCUAUUUAUUACGACGCACCUACUACAGGACGACGAUUCAACUACUAUUUGUAUCGAUCAUUUUCCACUUCUUAUUGAAAGCAGCUAUCGACGAACUAAGUUAACUUCUCCAUUGACCGUCCGUUCAACAUAGCCUAUCCAUCCAUUCAAUUUGUAGGUAAAUCAAAUAUUUAGUUCAAUUUAUUUCGAUGUGUAACAUAUACCAAUACCUCCGGCCCUCGGCAAAUGAAUGUCAAUCAGACCCAAUUUUUCAACUCAAUAUAAGGCAAAAUUGUGAUAUUAUAUCGCGUACGUUCGAGUUUCGACAGAAUUCAUUUUUCAUUUGUCGAGUGGAAAUGGUGUUUUGAGUGAAUGAAUGUGAAUGAAUUUAAUAUUCUUAUCAACCGAAUAUAUACUUACUUGAAUGUGAAUAAAAUUAUGCUGACUGCUGCUUGUUCGAGUUCGAGAUAAGGUUUCUUUUUCGUUUAGAUUAUUUUACCAUAACCGUGCGUCGUAAUCGCUUUGUGGACGCUUUGUAAAGUGGACGGGAGAGAAAGAGAGAGAAAUGGAGUGGAGAAACCACACUAAUUUGUAAUUAAAUAAAUAAAAAUUGUUUUAUUGAAUGUGUUCAGACGAGGUACGAGUAAGAAAGUGUUAUAUUUAUUGAUCUUUUUAGUUACUUUAUUAUUUUUUUAUUUUUAAUAUUUUCUAUCUCAUUCGCGGAUAAAAUGGCGAGAUUAGUGAGAUUAGAAAUUUAAGAGAAAUUUUAUGUUGUGUAGCAUUAUAACCAGUAGUUUUUAACA
This is a messenger RNA of Bradysia coprophila, 7936 nucleotides long. RefSeq names its product DOT1 like histone lysine methyltransferase grappa (gene gpp). Lineage: Eukaryota; Metazoa; Arthropoda; Insecta; Diptera; Sciaridae. Gene Ontology annotation, cellular component: nucleus. The record is from RefSeq and is a predicted model, not a curated record. Gene Ontology annotation, molecular function: histone H3K79 methyltransferase activity. Gene Ontology annotation, biological process: DNA damage checkpoint signaling; DNA repair; regulation of transcription regulatory region DNA binding.